CUGGUUGGCUGCGUCACCAUGGUCAUUCCAGACUGGUGAUGUGACUGUCCCCCUCAUUCCUGGUGUAUGUGGUGGGAGUGUGUUUUUAGUUGCUGAGUGAGUAAGAGACAGGGUUGGUUGUCAGGCUAGAGAAGAAUCGUUCUCUAGCCCUGUGUCUGACCUGUGUGUGUGUGUCGUACGUGUGUGUGUGUGUGUGUCUGACCUGUGUGUGUGUGUGUCUGACCCGUGUGUGUGUCUGACCCAUGUAUGUGUGUGUUUUGUAUAGAAGCAAUGAUCCCAUGCAUCCCCUGGCUGCCAGCAACCUUAUUUGACCUGACAGCAAGAGGUCACACACAGAACAUCCACCCCAUACAUACACUGGGAAAGAAGAGAACAGGCAGGCGAGCAGAAUGUGAUUAACACACACACACACUCUAAUCUCUCGCUCGCUUUCUCGAUCCAAGUGUGUGUGUUCUGUAAUCUCACCACAGGGUGGCGCCUCAGCACCUGGCCUGACUGAGGGAGUGAAUGAGCUCUUACUAUAUUUACUGAGAGGCUCUCUGCGGUCUCUCUUUUCAUUCUCUCGCUCCCAGAGUCCAUUCUGCUAUCGGGUGUGUGUGAUCAAACGUAUUCUCCCUCCUCUCUUUCUCUCUUCGUUCCGUAUCUCUCAGUUUGCUCUGUUUACUCAGAGCGGCUGUCGUCGAGUGUGUGUGUGCGCGCCAGUAUGCCAUGUCGUCUCUGAGUUCGUCGUUUGUCCAGAUAAAACAUGAGGACCUGCGGUUCUAUGAGAACUGUGGAGGGGGCAGCUUUGGGAGUGUCUACCGAGCACACUGGAUAUCUCAGGAUAAAGAGGUCGCUGUGAAGAAACUACUCAAGAUCGAGACUGAGGCUGAGAUUCUGAGUAGCCUCAGUCAUAAGAACAUUAUUCAAUUCUAUGGCGCCGUACUGGAGUCCCCCAACUAUGGCAUCGUCACAGAGUAUGCGGGCGGAGGUUCUCUGUAUGAGUACCUCUCCAGUGAACAGAGUGAGGAGAUGGACAUGGAACAAAUCAUGACCUGGGCCAUGGAGAUAGCCAAAGGAAUGCACUAUCUCCACUCGGAAGCCCCGGUCAAAGUCAUUCACAGAGACCUCAAGUCACGAAACGUGGUGUUGACAGCAGACAAAGUCCUCAAGAUCUGUGAUUUUGGAGCGUCUAAGUUCCAGUCCCACACCACCCACAUGACAGUGGUGGGCACCUUCCCCUGGAUGGCCCCAGAGGUCAUACAGAGCCUACCUGUAUCAGAGACCUGUGAUACCUACUCCUACGGCGUGGUGCUAUGGGAGAUGCUGACACGGGAGGUUCCAUUUAAAGGCUUCGAGGGGCUGCAGGUGGCUUGGCUGGUGGUGGAGAAACAAGAGAGGCUGACCAUCCCCACCAGUUGUCCGCCUAGCUUCGCUGACCUGAUGAAGAAGUGCUGGCAGGCCGAACCAAAGGAGCGUCCAGUGUUUAAGCAGGUGUUGGGGACUCUGGAGACAAUGUCUAAAGACAGCAGACUACCAGAACAGUGUAACUCCUUCCUACACAACAAGGACCAGUGGAGGUGUGAGAUCGAUGCCACGUUGGAGAGGUUGCGGAGGCUGGAGAGAGACCUGAGUAGCAAAGAGAAGGAGCUGGAGGAGAGAGAGCUGAGACUGAGACUGUGGGAGGAGAGACUGAUGGAGCGGUCCAACGUCACCCCUUUCUUCUCCCCCAUAGCAUCAGGCCUCAGCUCAGAGUCGUUCUUCCGUUCCCAAUCUCAGGAGUCCAACAGCGCCAAGAUAUCCUGCCUUAUCAGAACCCUCAGCAACGGAGAGAGGGAGAAGGGUAUGGAGGGAGGGAUAGACAGGGGGCUCCAGUCCAUGAUUAGGGGCUUCUCAAGCAGUCUCGGGGAGGCGGAUGGGGAUGGAGGGAUAGAGGUAACCUGGGGGGAGAGAGAGGAGAGGGUGGUGGAGGGAGGGAGUAUGGAGGGAGGGAGGAUGCAGUCCAUGUUUAGGGAGCUGAGUGGGGGGAGUAUGGUUGGGUUUGGGGAUAUGCUCUCUCUGGAUGAUAUUGGGGGGAUAGAGAGGAUAGGGGACAUGGAUAUGGAUAUGAAUAUGAACAUGGGGGAGAUAAGUGACCUUGGGGGGGUCAGGGGUGACAUGGCUAAUGUUGGGGUCAUAAGUCAUAAGGUCAGGAGUGAGUUAGGGGUCAGAGGUCAGGGGGUGAGGUCGGGGGUACAGGUGAGCAUGCGGACCACAUCCAAUCAGAACUCUUCUAAGACCUGUAGCGUACGACAUGGAACCAAAAUCAAUAUGGCCGCCGCGACGCUGGACAUGAACAUGAUGGACUUGGGUUGGUCUGACGACGACAGUGACUAGGAGAACACACAAACACCAUUUUAUUUUUUAAAUUGAAGCCAUAUGUAUACACGCCUCUGUGUGUGAGGACUGUGGGGCAUAAUAGUGAAGAAUUAUGAGCAGUGUGGAUUUCCUCCUGCUAACUGUCAUGUUGUUCUGUGCCCGGUUUCUCAAAAGCAUCGUAAUAAGCUCAUCGUGAGAACUAUAGGAUCCUAUGCUUGUAAUGAUGAACUUAGCCUGAAGCUGCUUUUGGGAAAUCGUGCCCAUUGAAGCUUUUAAAGUGACAUUUAAAUGAUGUGCCAUAUUAACAAGUGUUACAUAGACCAGAGCACUUGAACACCACUCAUUAGUAGAGGCUAGGCCUAGGUAAAGGGUACCAUCCAAUGUUUUCUGCUUUUCGACUUGUACACUUGUUAGACGAUACAGUUGAUUUGUUCAAAAUACUAAGUUUUGAAUUAAUGGGUUCUUACUGUGAUCAAAUGUGUGAAACUAUUUUGCAGCUUGUACUGUAUUGUUUUUCAAUAAAUUCAGAAAAAUACA
Molecule: messenger RNA, 2874 nt
Organism: Salvelinus fontinalis (brook trout)
Lineage: Eukaryota; Metazoa; Chordata; Actinopteri; Salmoniformes; Salmonidae
Product: mitogen-activated protein kinase kinase kinase 20-like
Exons: 12
Coding region: 709-2355 (548 amino acids)
Biological process (GO): protein phosphorylation
Cellular component (GO): cytoplasm
Molecular function (GO): ATP binding; protein kinase activity
Source: RefSeq, a predicted model, not a curated record